Messenger RNA from Camellia sinensis, 537 nucleotides. The record is from RefSeq and is a predicted model, not a curated record. NCBI's taxonomy places the organism in Eukaryota, Viridiplantae, Streptophyta, Magnoliopsida, Ericales, Theaceae.
UCAAACACCUUGCCACCACGUCAUUCCACUACCGACGACGACCCAUAGUCCUAUUCGUCUCUCUAUCGCUCUCUCUCGCACUCUCCACCAACAAAUCUCACUCUAAACAAUUCGGAUCUAUGUACGCAUUAUCAAUAUAUGAAUAUAAAUUUUGAAGCUUGAAUUGAAUUGCUUCAAUUCUGUAUCUGAAACACCAAUUGAAGGUACUUAUCGGUGUACAGUAAUGGCGAUUCGUUCAUCUCCUGCAUUUUUUGCGAUCCUCUUCUUGCCCUUGCUCCUCAACGUCGUUGUUCACUGCAGAACCCUCAAAAGAGACGUGAAAGCAUUGAAUGAAAUUAAGGCAUCUCUGGGAUGGAGGGUAGUCUAUUCAUGGGUUGGAGAUGACCCUUGUGGAGAUGGUGAUUUACCACCAUGGUCUGGAGUCACUUGCUCGUUUCAGGGUGACUAUAGAGUAGUUACAGAAUUGGAAGUUUAUGCAGUGUCAAUCGUUGGGCCUUUUCCUGUUGCAGUGACCAAUCUGUUGGAUCUUACUAGGCU